This is a messenger RNA of Fusarium mangiferae, 1704 nucleotides long. RefSeq lists its product as uncharacterized. The record is from RefSeq and is a predicted model, not a curated record. Bases 1 to 1704 code for a protein of 567 amino acids. Gene Ontology annotation, biological process: transmembrane transport. Lineage: Eukaryota; Fungi; Ascomycota; Sordariomycetes; Hypocreales; Nectriaceae. Gene Ontology annotation, cellular component: endoplasmic reticulum; membrane. The transcript is spliced from 3 exons.
AUGGCUUCUUGGAAAUCGUUCUCGGUUCCGUCGUUUCGGCUGACGCAGCUCGCUCAAGAUGCAUAUGAACUGCCCCUACAAACACUCGCCAACACCCAUGAAUCGCACCCAUCCAUCGGGCAUCUUUGCCUUCUCGUGUUCGAGGCUGUCCUUGAAGUAGUAUGUGUCAGUCUACCUGGCUACAUCGUUGCGCGUCUUGGCCACUUCGAUGCCGAGAAGCAGAAAUUCUUGGCAAAUCUAAAUGUGAUGCUAUUCACGCCAUGCUUGAUUUUCACCAAGCUCGCCUCCCAGCUCAACGCUGAGAAGCUAUCCGAUCUCGCCAUCAUCCCGGUAAUCUUCGUCGUCCAAACGUUUGUAUCAUGGGUUGUAUCAUAUGUCGUCGCAAAGUUGUUCCGAUUCAACAGGAGGGCAUCCAACUUCGUUACAGCGAUGGGUGUAUUCGGAAACUCCAACUCGUUACCCAUCUCCCUUGUUUUGUCACUCUCUCAAACGCUGAAAGGUCUGCAUUGGGACAAAGUUCCUGGCGAUAACGAUGACGAAGUUGGCGCGCGUGGUAUCCUUUAUCUCCUCAUCUUCCAGCAGCUUGGUCAGCUCGUUCGCUGGAGUUGGGGUUACCAUGUCCUUCUUGCCCCUAAGGAUAAAUACCCCGAGUACCGCGAGGAGAUUGCCGAGGAAGGUCAGCGUUAUCACGAUGAUGAGAAUCAGGAUGACUACCAGAGUGCGGCUCUGAUUGAUGGCCUUGACGGAGAAACAGAGGACGAGGGAGACAGCCACAGCAUCGACUCGCAAAAUUAUGAUCCUGCUGGCCGUACCCCUGUGGCAAAUGCCUCACGAGUUUCACUGGCAGUCUCUAGCGACGACGAAUAUCUGCCCAAAAAGCCGCAUUUCAAGAAUAACCAAGAACAACCGAAUGUUGUUGCUCCCCUUAAUGGAAAUGAAGGUAGCAUGGAUUCCUUCCCCCGUGUCCCGGCAUUGGAGGAUCAGGAAGAGCCCAUUGGCAUCGCGGACCGGACUAAAUCUGCCAUUAAAUCGCCCUUCAUCCGUUUCAGAAAGGCAACAUCCCAAACCCUCGGCAAGUGGUACCAGAAGUCUCCAGCUCCUGUCAAAUCUUGCUUGAAAUUUUCGAAGCGUGUGGCCGGGAAAUUCAACAACUUCAUCUGGGAAUUCAUGAACCCCCCCCUCUGGGCCAUGUUGAUUGCCAUCCUCGUUGCCUCUAUCCCGGCUCUUCAACGACUCUUCUUUGAGGAGGGCUCUUUCGUCCAGAAUAGUGUGACCAACGCCGUUCGCUCUAGCGGAGAUGUCGCUGUCCCACUGAUCCUCGUUGUUCUCGGCGCCAAUCUUGCUCGUAAUACCAUGGCUAAAGACGAGGCUUUAGACCCUGAGGAAGAGCGCAUCGGAAACAAACUUCUUAUUGCCUCCCUUCUUUGCCGUAUGGUUCUACCGACUGCCAUCAUGGCUCCUAUGCUUGCGCUCAUGGCCAAAUAUGUACCCGUUAGCAUUCUUGACGAUCCAAUUUUUGUUAUCGUUUGUUUCUUGCUCACAGGAGCUCCCAGCGCCCUCCAGCUUGCUCAAAUUUGUCAAAUCAACAGUGUGUUUGAGAAGACAAUGGGCAGAAUCCUGUUCCAGAGCUAUGUCAUCUGGAUUCUUCCCUCUACUCUCAUUUUGGUAAUGGUGGCCCUUGAGGUUGUUGAGUGGGCUCGAUGA